AAUUAAAAAAUAUACUUUUAAAUUGCUGUCUUCCUUUGUUUUUCUUGGCACAAAACAAAAACAAUAUUGACAGUGAAUUUUCAGGUGCUGGAAUAUUUGGCCACCUCUCAGACUCAUCCCUGGGGAGAAAAGGCUCUCUCACAGUGGUUUGCGCCCUUAACACUCUCUUCGGCUGCUUAACAGCACUGUCCCCCAACUACUGGAUCUACGCACUCCUCCGCCUCCUCACCGGCUUCAGCAGCGGCGGCGUUGGCCUCACUGCCUUCGUCCUCGCCACCGAACCUAUCGGCCCGACGAAGCGCGGCACGGCGGGCAUGUCCACCUUCUACUUCUUCUCUGGCGGCAUUGCAGUUCUCUCUGGAAUCGCUUACAUCUUCCAAUCAUGGCGCUAUCUCUAUAUAGCUUCCUCUAUCCCCUCCUUCCUCUACAUCAUCCUUGUCCUACCCUUUAUCUCUGAGUCCCCAAGAUGGUACCUUGUUCGCGGGAAAGUAACCGAAGCCAUGAAGCUCAUGUCCACCAUUGCUUCUUCCAACGGGAAAAACCUUCCCGAUGGUGUUUUCCUCUCUCUCGACGAUGAAGCAUCGUCCACAAAAACCCAAAAUUCAGGUAAUGACAUAACCUUGAUGGCUUACAAAAACGAAAACUUGGAAAACAAAGACGCGCUGGUGGGAUCCAUCGUAGACGUGAUUCGUUCUCCAGUCACUCGUGUGAGGUUGUUCUUAGCGGUGGCUCUUAACUUCUUAGGCUCCGUUGUCUACUACGGGCUUAGUUUAAAUGUUAUGAACCUCGAAACCAACCUUUACCUGAACGUGAUUUUGAACUCCGUAGCUGAGAUGCCGGCGUUUACAAUAACGGCGGUGCUUUUGGACAGGUUUGGGCGAAAGCCAUUGACGGUGGCGACAAUGUAGUUCAGCGGGUUGUUUUGUUUGAUAGGGAGUUUGAUUGGCAACGUCGGAGCGUGGAAGGUGGUGAGAAUGGUGUGUGGUGUUUUGGGGAUAUUUGGGAUGGCCGGGACUUAUAAUUUGUUGUUUAUUUACACGGCGGAGCUGUUUCCGACGGUGGUGAGGAACGCCGCACUUGGAUGCACCACGCAGGCAGCGCAAAUGGGAGCGAUACUGGCGCCGUUUGUGGUGGUUUUGGGUGGGUGUCUGCCGUUUGCGGCGUUUGCAGCAUGUGGAAUAGUGGGAGGAAUGUUUGCGUUUUAUCUUCCAGAGACGAUGAAUCAACCUCUCUAUGAUACAUUCACCGGAAUGGAAGCGGGACUUGCUUGAUGUAAAUUAUUGCUGAUCUCAUUAUACAUGUUUAGGUCUUAUCAUUUGCUCUUUGUUGCUGCAUGGAUCCUUUAAUUUCUAUUUUGAUUUUGUAGAGUGAAAAAGUAACGCGUAUUUAUAUGGAUUUGAGGAUUGAAGAACACCAA
Vigna umbellata (rice bean) is the source of this 1417-nucleotide messenger RNA. NCBI's taxonomy places the organism in Eukaryota, Viridiplantae, Streptophyta, Magnoliopsida, Fabales, Fabaceae. The record is from RefSeq and is a predicted model, not a curated record.